AUGGAUGACAAGCGCAAGCACCACAAGAAGAAAAAGGUGGGGAAGAAGGCCAAGAGGAAGAAAAUAAGCAAGGGAGCAAACCGCGGCGCAAAGAACAAUGAAGCGAAGAAGUUUCAUAAGGCCUUCGCCUUCAGCGGAGGCAUCCGAAGUGCGCACCGGAGGAAGCAGCACCAAUUCGAGUUAGAAGAAAAGAAGUUAAGGGUUCCAAAACAUUUUAAAGAGUGCAGCAAGAGUAGCCCACUGAUAGUAGCCAUACAAGGCCCCAAAGGGGUGGGAAAAACGACUCUCUUGAAAAGCCUCAUUAAGCACUACGUUGGAGUAUCCAUCAAUGAAGUGCGAGGACCUAUAUCGAUAAUUACGAAGGCGUUAAAAAGGUACACCUUCGUAGAGGUCGACGAUGACAUUCUCAACAUGAUUGAUGUGGCGAAGAUCGCCGACCUGUGUCUGCUCGUCAUCGAUGGCAGCUACGGGCUUGAACUUGAGACGCUUGAAUUUGUAAGCAUCUUAAAUACACAUGGCUUGCCCAAGGUGAUUGGAGUAGUUACUCAUUUGGACAAGUUUAAAGACAGCAAAAGCAUCCGGAAGAGAAAAAAAAAGCUGAGUAAAAGAUUUACCGAAGAGAUGGUCGAGGGGGCAAAAAUAUUCUUCCUCAGUGGAAUUCAAAAUGGAAAAUACAACAAAACGGAGAUACGAAAUUUUUGUAAAUUCGUUUCGUCGAUUAAGCGGCCACAGAUCUCGUGGAGGGAACAACAUGGAUACAUUUUAGGUCUUCGCUUAGAUGUCGAUGAGAUUGCAACCGAAGAGGAUGCUAUGUUGACAGUCCGUCCAAAAGGAAAGCAGCACCGGCAAGAAAGGAAGCAGGACGAAGAGGAAGACAGCCGAAUUGACCAGUUUCUCUCCAAAUGCGAUGAGGAAGUCUGCGUCCACGUGGAAGGGUUCGUUUAUGGGUCCAAGAUUUUUAACAAUCAAGUGGUACACAUACCUAACAUUGGAGACGUCCAGAUCAGAGACAUUCAGAUCCUCCAGGAUCCUUUUCUCACCGAUGAACAGAAGAAGAAUCCAAAUGUCUAUGCCCCAAUGGCAGACGUCGGCAACGUGGCCUUCGAUUUCGACAACAUGUUUAUACACAUUCCCAAGAGCAAGGUGAACUUCACCCCAGGGGAGUCGCUCCUUGGGGGGGGAGGAGAAACGGCAGCAGGAGGUGGCGGAGACAGUGCAGAAGGGAGUGGCGAAGGAAGCGACGAAGAAUCCGGCGAAGAAUCCGGCCGUGGGACCGCUAUCCCCCCUGGUAAGCGGGACGACGAGAGGUACAUGACGGAGGGCAUACGCAUGAUUCGGGCCCUGCAGACGUCCAAGUACGCGCUGUGCAGCGACGCGGAGGGGGACAACGAGCCGGUGCUCUUCGACGGCCAAGAAGCAGGCCACCGGCGGAAGGCCCCCUCCAACGUGUUCGUGAGCGAGCGGCAGAAGAAGAAGAAGCAGGCGGAGAAGUACAUCAACGAGAAGGCCAAGGAGUACACAGAACUGGAGCCGAUUCUGUUCGGGAAGAGGGACGCGGAGGACGACUACCACUACGCGGAUGGGGUGACCCUCUCGGCCAGCGGGGAAGGGGAGGAACAGGAACAGGAUGACCAAGAGGGGGACGAUGAGGCGGGUGACGAUGAGGAGGAUGACGAUGGGGAGGAUGACGAUGAGGAAGAUGACGAUGAGGAUGAUGACGAUGAGGAGGAUGACGAUGAGGAGGAUGACGAUGAAGAUGAUGACGAUGAGGAAGAUGACGAUGAGGAGGAUGACGAUGAGGAGGAUGACGAUGAAGAUGAUGACGAUGAGGAGGAUGACGAAGGGGACGACGUCGCCGCGAACUCGGCGAACUCGGCAACCAUCCCUAAUUUUGCUAACUAUCAUAACCCCGGGGAGCACCACCUGGCGCAGGAGCUCGCGUUCGACAACAAAGCCAGCCUGGACGCCUUCAUUUAUGACACGCGGUACAUCCACAAGAGGAACAACCACCUGUACUUCAAGGGGGACAUCCUGGUGGUGAUGCGGCGGGAGAAGAAGGGGGUGCACGGGGAACAAGACUUCUAUAGCCUCCUCAGCCCGGACGCCGUGAAGGAAGAAAAAGCACAGCGGCUGUACAGCUAUAUGCACGAGGAGAACUACUUCCUAGACGAAGUGGACUCCUUCAAAUGCACCACAGAGCAGGUGUUCAUCUUUAACAACCUGACCGUGUCGCUGGGCGAUGUGGCGGACGAGGCCCUGACGGAGAAGUUCUUCUCGCGGUACAGAAGCCUCUAUGAGGGGUGUUUUGGGACCACCGACGGGAUGGGGAGCGGGGAAGAGGUGGACGCGGUGAGUGAGAAGGAGGCAAACCAACAGGGGGAUAACUCCCUCGGGAGGGGUGACACAACAGGUGAGAGGGAUACCGCUUUGAUGGACGAAGCGGAAGGGAAGGCCUCCAUCAAGAAGGAAAAGGCAGAAAGGGAACAACAGAAGGAAAAGUACCAAGAGACGGAGGGUAUCGGUGUGUUAAGCAGCAACACAUACGGAUCUUCCGUCAACAUCGGUGAAUACAUAAAAGUGGUCUUCAAAAUAGAGAGGAAAAAAUUAGCAGUGAUGAAAAAGGGAAUUAUAAUCUGUGGAGGAUUGCAGACGUAUGAGGAGAAGGAAUCCAUGAUUCACUGCCGAGUAAAGAAGCAUCGGUGGUUCCCAAAAGUGUUAAGGUCAAAUGACCCUCUUAUCAUCUCGAUAGGCUGGAGGAGGUACCAGAGCAUCCCCAUUUAUUCCAUAAACGAGAGAAACAACGUUAGGAUAAGAUUUCUAAAAUACACAACAGAGCACAUGCAUUGUAACUGCACCUUUUAUGGACCACUGGCAGGUGCCAACAAUGGCAUCUUGGCCAUCUGUAACCAUAAGAAGGUGCCGUACUAUCGCAUCUGCUUAAACGGAGUGACGUUAGAGACAAACACAAAUGUUAAAGUCAUGAAAAAAUUGAAGCUGAUUGGAGAGCCAUACAAGAUUUUCAAAAAUACAGCGUUUGUUAAAAAUAUGUUUAAUUCGGAUCUGGAGGUGAGCAAAUUCAUUAACUGUCCUGUGGUGACUCCAAGUGGGAUUAAAGGUUUGAUAAAAAGUAAGUUGUCUGAUAACGGAAACUGCAGAUGUACCUUCGCAGACAAAGUUCGCAUCAGUGACAUUGUGAUUCUAAAACUGUACGUCAAUGUGAAGGUGAAGAAAUUUUUUACUUACGAUGUGGAGAAUAAGUUGAGGUCCAUAAAUGAGCUAAGGUAUAUCUACAACCUGUAUGUUAAUCACAAGAGCAACUAUAGGAGUGUCCCCUUUCGUCAUUUUUAUCAUUCGAAGAUACACAUAAAUCCGAAGCUGCUAAGAGAACUUCCGUACAAAUCCAAACCCAAGCUGUUCAGCAAAAUGAGCAAUGAGGAAGAAUUAAAGAAAGAGAAACAGAGGAAAGACGACCAGAUUAAUUUCCGAGCCUUGGAGAACCCCAAGUUAGCUUCUCGAUGGUACCAAAUGUUGCAUACCAUUAAAAAGAACAUUAUGGACAAGAAGAAGGAGAAGGCAAAACUGUCUUACCAUAAGAAGCUAAAGAAGGCCCUCAUGGUGGAGGAGGCUAAGCACAGGGUGGUGAAGCAGCGGAAGAAGAUGUCCUACCGCAAGGGCAAGCUCCGCCCGCACCCUUGA
Molecule: messenger RNA, 3696 nt
Organism: Plasmodium inui San Antonio 1
Lineage: Eukaryota; Apicomplexa; Aconoidasida; Haemosporida; Plasmodiidae
Exons: 1
Coding region: 1-3696 (1231 amino acids)
Biological process (GO): endonucleolytic cleavage of tricistronic rRNA transcript (SSU-rRNA, 5.8S rRNA, LSU-rRNA); ribosome biogenesis; maturation of SSU-rRNA from tricistronic rRNA transcript (SSU-rRNA, 5.8S rRNA, LSU-rRNA)
Cellular component (GO): 90S preribosome; nucleus
Molecular function (GO): GTPase activity; GTP binding; U3 snoRNA binding
Source: RefSeq, a predicted model, not a curated record